Molecule: messenger RNA, 745 nt
Organism: Hydra vulgaris (swiftwater hydra)
Lineage: Eukaryota; Metazoa; Cnidaria; Hydrozoa; Anthoathecata; Hydridae
Product: antistasin-like
Cellular component (GO): extracellular region
Molecular function (GO): serine-type endopeptidase inhibitor activity
Source: RefSeq, a predicted model, not a curated record
AGGAAAAUUACUUUAAAAAAAAAAUAAUACUGAUUCAAAAUGACUCAGCUAAUUUUUACUUUAUGUCUGUUUUUCUCUAUUUUCUACUCUUUAACUGCACUUACUUGGAUUAAUUGUGCUAUGGUUAAAUGCAAAGCACCAGAGGGAUGUAAAGCUGGGACAGUCAAAGACUUUUGUGGUUGUUGUGACAUAUGCGCUCAGGCAGUUGGUGAAGUAUGCGGAGGGAUACUGUUAAAUACUAAAAAGUGUGGCAACGAGUUAACAUGUGUCAAGAACAAAAGUACAGAUUUGAUGGGAAUAUGUCAACCAAAAUGCGGACCCGUGUGCAAAAUAUUUUGCGAGUAUGGAAAUGUUCUUGAUGCAAAUGGAUGUCCGACUUGUCGUUGCAAUGAUCCACCAAUAUGCGGACCAGUGUGCGAUAUAUAUUGCCCAUAUGGAAAUGUACUUGACGCGAAUGGAUGUCCAACUUGUCUUUGUAAUAGUCAACCAAUAUGUGGGCCUGUGUGUAUGAUUUUCUGUGAAAAUGGAAAUGUUCUUGAUGAAAGAGGAUGUCCAACCUGUCAAUGCAUCAAGAACGUAGUUUAGUUCAAAGAAAAUAUUUGGCACGUUUUUAUUCAAAACUUUGGUUUACGGAUGUGAAUUUAUGUACGCCUUUUAUAAAGCUUCGAUUUUUCAUUAUGUAAUACUUUUGUAAAGAUAAAAUUUGUAAUUGUUAUGAACAAUAAUAUUUAUAUUCAUUGUUAAA